This is a messenger RNA of Cyphellophora attinorum, 1785 nucleotides long. RefSeq lists its product as uncharacterized. Gene Ontology annotation, cellular component: Rpd3L complex; cytosol. Gene Ontology annotation, biological process: negative regulation of rDNA heterochromatin formation; negative regulation of silent mating-type cassette heterochromatin formation. The transcript has 4 exons. Bases 1 to 1785 code for a protein of 594 amino acids. The record is from RefSeq and is a predicted model, not a curated record. Lineage: Eukaryota; Fungi; Ascomycota; Eurotiomycetes; Chaetothyriales; Cyphellophoraceae.
AUGGCACCCUCUCAGCAUGCUGAGACCACGCAAGUCAUCAUAGCCCUCAGACGCAAGCGAUUGCGCGAUAGGCGGGCUGCCUCAGAUGAACCGAUUCAGAGCAGCACAAACCGAUAUAAUAAGUUGAAGAAGGGCGCUGGUCAUGUUCAUGCCGGUGCACUACCAUAUCCACGCGGACCUACUGGCUACAAGCAUCCUGUCGAGCAUGCCGGCUAUACCAGAAACAUCCUUGACCGAAACCCACCACGGCUCGAUGCGUUCGGCGACGAAGUUGACGAGAACGAGAGUGACGCAGAGGCUGACGCCGAUGCGCGCGAAGCAAACCCAUAUAGCGACGUCCACCUUGAAGUACUUCUCUGCCCACUCAAACAUCCCUCCGAACUCGCAACCCAUCCUUCGCUCUCAAUACCAUACCUCGACCCCGCUCUGCCCGACAUGGUCACUACUACAGAAGAGAAGCUUCGACAGGAAAGAGCAAAUCUGUGGAAUGCAAAGAAUCUGCAAAGGCAGCUAAUCGGCGACGAGUCGUGGAUCCCACUUGAAAAGGUCGAGACGCCAGAUGACUGGGAUUUGUUCGAGCCCAAGCCUAGGCAGGCUGCGGAAACGAGUCUGAAGCGGAAAAGAGACGCGGAUGAAGACGAGGAGACGAUCGGCGAGUGCGCAGUGGUGCAGCAUACGGACACAAAUAACGAGAUCGCAAAUGCUGCCUCGAAGGAGUCCGGAAGCGUCGCAGCCACGGUAGUUGAGGAGGCUCAUGAUGCUGUCACCAAGGUAGAGUCCAAUGAGCAGCCCAACGAAGAUGUGGUCAUGCAAGAAGGCGACCACGGCGAAUCAGCGGACACGGCAAUCGAGCCAGCACCGGAGACAAAUACUACGCAAUCAAACGGCGUCACUGCACAACCCGAAGAAACAGCAGAACCCCAAAACGAGACCACGAAAGACAACCAUACCACAGAAGAUGGUCAAGACCCCGCCGAAGACGCAGCCUCUUCGACGUCCUCGACACCCCCUCCACCAACCCGGCGCAUAACGCGCGCCCUCGCCGCCGAAGAAAACAACGACUCCGAUGACGAUAGCCACUCCGAAUCAUCCUCAACCGCACCAUCGUCGCUUCUCCUCCAACCCGACCCCCUCUUCCUCAUCCCACCACAUCUCCACCCUACAGAUCCACACACCCGCCUCCUCCAGACCGCCGCCUCCCUGUCCCUCACGCCUGAAGAGCUCCUCGAGACCCGCUCCCUCCUGGGACUAUAUAUCCAGAAACAAGAGGAAAUCCUCCGAGGCUACGAAUCAUUACUCCAAAAGCUGUAUCUGGCAAAACACCGCCGAGACAGCGUGUGGCGGUGGUCUAAAGCCGAAGGCCACGUUGAUGAGUGGAGCGAUGGGGAGGACUGGGUCGAUACCGAAGAGUGGGAACUUCCUCAGGAGGGAGAGUAUGCGCUGCGAAAGGGCAAGGAUGAAGAUGAGGUGGCGGCGGAGGAGAAGGAGAAAGAAAGGGAGAGGGGCCUGGGCGGCGGCGGAAGGAAUGGGAAUGGAGAAGUGGAUGAAAGGGGUGCCUUGAACAGAGCCAAUGGUGCAGGAAAGAAAGGAAAGGGAAAGAGGCGAAGAAACAUCAACAACCAUGUCGUUGGCGGGCACGCCAGUACGGUAACCACUGCCAUGGGAAGGAGCGUGGCGAAUGGCGCUGAUGAGAGAGCAAGUGGGAGUGUGCAAGACGAGGUUGGUCAUGUGGGCGGUGGCAGUGGGAGAGGUGGUGGUCUGAGGUGGGACGACUUUGGUCGGUGA